Molecule: messenger RNA, 2019 nt
Organism: Apiotrichum porosum
Lineage: Eukaryota; Fungi; Basidiomycota; Tremellomycetes; Trichosporonales; Trichosporonaceae
Exons: 2
Coding region: 1-2019 (672 amino acids)
Biological process (GO): RNA polymerase II preinitiation complex assembly; transcription initiation at RNA polymerase II promoter
Cellular component (GO): transcription factor TFIID complex
Molecular function (GO): RNA polymerase II general transcription initiation factor activity
Source: RefSeq, a predicted model, not a curated record
AUGUCCGACGGCGCGUACAACGGCUUUCCGCCGUCCAACGGCGACCCGGGCCCGUCCUCUGCGGCAUUUUCGCUCAACUCGCCGCACGUCGGCGCCCGUGCAGCGGCGUCGUCGGGCCCCACCAAGCUCAAGAUCAGCUUCAAGGCCGGCGAGGCUGCUGGCGGGCGGCACACGUCCUUUCUCGGCGAGUACGACCGCGAGCUGGACGAGCAGCCCGACGAGCCGCUGGCGUUUGAGGAGCAGUUCAUCCUCCGCGUCCCGCCGCACGUCGCCGAUGGCGGCAAGGGCAGCGACGGUGGGCUGCGCGACCUCGUGCGCGGAAAGGGGCGGGGGCUCGACGGCGUAGAGUUCAAGUUUCUCGACCCGCGCCGCGGCGUGUUCAAGAUUGGCAACACUAGCUAUGCGACCAAGCUCGUCGACCUGCCGUGUAUUGUCGAGUCGCAGAAGACGGCCGACUCGCGGCACUUGUUCAAAGUGGCCGACAUUUCGCAAAUGCUCAUCGUCGGCGACCCCGUCACGAGCGAAUCGGCCAUCACGGCGUCCCCGCUCAACGUCGACGACUAUAUCUGGCAACACGGCAUCACCCCGCCGAUGCGGUAUGCGCGUAAACGGCGGUUCCGCAAGCGCCUGUCCCGCCGCACCAUCGAGGUGGUUGAGGAGCAAGUGGAGGAGCUGUUGAAAAAGGACGAAGAGGCCGACGAGUGCACGUUUGACCUCAUCGACCAGAACCCCGACCCGGACGCGCCCGACAGCUACUACAUCAACUGGACGCCCGAGGACCAGUACUAUGGCCAGUGGGACGGCACCGACGCCGGGUCCGAGGCGUACGACGACCCGGGCACCGCCGGCGCCGACUGGUACGAAGGCGACGGAUACGGCGAGGGCGAGGAAGGCGGCGAGUUUGAAGAGGGCGAAGAGGGGGACGGCGACGAAGACGACGUGCUCGACGAAGACCUCCAGGCCGCGCUCAUGGAGAAGAUGGAGCAGUCCGAUGCGUCGGGUUCCGACGACGACCUGUCGGGAACAGACGAAGACGACGACGACGACGAUGGCGGCGCCUCGGACCAAGAAGACGAGGACGAGGACGAGGAGACGACCGAAAAGCGCGCCAAGAUCAAGCAGUACACCUCGGAAAUCAAGCAGCUCGAGACUCUUAUCGACAAGAAGCGCGCAGGGUUCACGGGCGGCAACCCCAUCAUUACAAAACGUUUCGAGGAGACCAUCAAGGGCCUGCAAGACGACGUCAACACAAAGGUCGCCGCGCGCCAGGCGCUGCUCGACGCCAUCGAAAAGGACGCGUCGGAUGCCCGCGCCGCCAAGGAGGCCGAGGAACUGGCCCUGGCCCCGCCGGUCGCCACGCCGGCGCCCGAGGGCGCCGAUGCCGAUGCCGAUGCGGACGCCGAUGCGGAAGCAGACGACCUGUUCGAUGACGGCGAGGACGCAGAGUUUGACGCCACGCCAGCCGUCACGCCCAUGCCUACGCCCGGUGUCACCGCCGCCACACCCCUGCCCGAGGGCGAGUCGCCCGCCGUUGCCGACGACGAGUCGGACGAGGACGACCUGUUUGGCGACGACCUCGAAGACGACGGCGACGUCGACAUGCCCCAGGCCCCGCCGCCGGCCGGAAACGACGACGAGGACGACGAAGAGGAGGAGGAAGGCGACGUCACGAUGGAGGACGACGAGAUGGACGAGAUGGCCGCCCUCCUCGCCGCCGAGCUGGGCAACGCGGACCUGGGCGGCGGCGCGCCCGACGACGGGGGUGUCGGCGACGGUGCCGGCGAAGGAGAGGGUGGCGGCGUCGACGCGGACGCGCUGGCCGCCACGGCUGCGCUGGACGAGUACGCGCACACGGCCGAAGGAGCGGGCUUUACGGGCGUCGCGGCCCAGCCACCACCCAUGCCCCAGCAAGUGGUGCAGUUUGGCGUCGAGGGCGGCGUGGGCAUGCGCCGUCUCGCCAGUGGCGUGGUGCCAGAUGACGACGACGACGAUAGCAGCGGCAGCGACGACAGUGACUAG